Chlamydomonas reinhardtii is the source of this 2860-nucleotide messenger RNA. RefSeq lists its product as uncharacterized. NCBI's taxonomy places the organism in Eukaryota, Viridiplantae, Chlorophyta, Chlorophyceae, Chlamydomonadales, Chlamydomonadaceae. The record is from RefSeq and is a predicted model, not a curated record. Bases 202 to 1770 code for a protein of 522 amino acids. The transcript is spliced from 10 exons.
GUAUACCAAACGCGCUGCGUUGCAGCGGGUGGCAGCGGGGACACGAUGUGUCCUCUAAGUCUUCAGUUUCACAAGUAACGCGCUGUUCCGGCCAUACGUGUGUACUCUACCUGCUGAGAUACACCAGUAUAUAAGCAACACAAGAAACGCAAGCACUCAUCCAUUAGGCUCUAAAUUUGAUAAAGCAAUUCGCCGCGCAGAAUGGUCUCGCAUAGAGGGGCGCGCGGGCCCGUCGGCUCAGCAGCAGAAGCGUUAAAGGAUGCGCUUGUUGCAAAGCUGCAACCUGGGAUAAGAGAAUCCCCGCUGAACGAUGGCAUUUAUCAAUCCAUUCGGUUGGUGGAGGGCUUCCUCAACGCCUGCAAGGAGAGCGAGGCGGAGCUAGAGGCGCUCAAAGCGCAAAUCAAGCGCCUGAUGAUGCAGCAAAUAGCACGGAGCUCACCGUCGCGGCAGCGGCCAGACCAGGGCCGCUCCUCCCUGCCCGGCAUUGACACCCGGCCCAGCACUUCACCACGAAAUGACGCCGAGCUAGCGGCUGCGGCGGGCGGCAACUCCCGUAUGCAGCUCUACUCGCGCGCCAGCGCACGGAGCGCCGACGCACCCGCUGCCGGCAGCGUCCCAGUGGACUGGACUCUGCCGCAGCGCACGUUGAACCGCAAGGCCUUCGUGCGCGGCGGCGACUUCGCGCGAAUCACGCUCGUGCAGGACGACCUGGCCCGCAAGGCGGAGGCGCAGCGGCAGCGCGACGAGGCGGAUCGCAAGCGCAGCACCCUGGCCAUGUUUGACACGCAGAUGGCCGUCGUCAACCAGCGGAGGGCGGAGGAGCGCGAGGCCCGGCGGCGCGCCCAGCUGGACAUGGACGAGCACAUCCGGCAGUUCCAGGCCAGCGAGGAGGAGCGGCUGCGGCGGGAGCGCGCCACGCAGGAGGGGCUGCGCGACUUCUACAGCAACCAGAUCGAGGAGCUGCAUACGCGGCAACGCGAUGAGGCGGAGCAGCGCGAGCGGGAGCACGCGGCCGAGCGCGCGCAGGCGGAGGCGGAGGCACGCGCGGAGCGGGCUCGGUUGGAGGCGCUAGCGCGCGAGAACACGGCGUUGCGGGAGCGCAUCAAGCGCGAGCUGAAUGACGCCCUGGCGGCCAAGGCGGCGGCCAAGGCGGCGCAGGUGGCGGAGGAGGCGCGGUACAACCGCGAGUACAUGGCAAAGAUGGAUGCCGACGAGGCGGCGCGGCGGCGGGCGGUCGAGAUACGGGCUGAGAAGAUGCGCCGUGCCUUCGAGCGGGGCGGCGGCGCGGCUCUGCAGGCAUCGCUGGAGGAGCAGGCGCGGCUGGACGCGGCGCGGGCGGAGCGGUUGGCUGCGGAGGCGGAGGCCGCGGCGGCGGAGAAGGAGCGGCGGGACCGUGAGCGGCGGCGGCGCGAGGCGGAAGAGACGAUGCGGACGCUGGAGGAGCAGAUUGCGGCGAAGCAGGCGGAGCGCGCGGCGGCGGCGGAGGCGGCAAGGCAGCUGCGGGAGCAGAUGACGGAGGCGGAACGGGCGGCCAAGCAGGCUCGGGAGGUGGAGAAGAUGGAGCGGCGGCGGCAGCAGGCGGACGCGUUUGCGGCGCAGAAGGCUGCAGUGGCGGAGCAGCGGCGGCGGCGGUUCGAGGAGUACCGAGACCCCGUGGAAGAGCGCUACAAGUGGCUGCACGCGGCGCCCAUGGCCGGCACCCAGCGCGCCUUCAACAACCUGGCUGUGCCCGAGGGCAAGGCAGCCAUGCUGGCGAGCAUGACGCUGUGAGCAAGCCAAUGAGCCACGAGGCAUGAGGCUUGAGGGCUCGCGGCCUGAGCCCCGUGCGGCAUCACGGUGCCGGUGUUGGCGGCUGCGGAUGCGGCUGCGGAUGCGGAUGCGGAUGCGGAUGCGGCUGCGGAUGCAGAUGCAGCUGCGGAUGCGGCUGCGGCUGCGGAUGCGGAUGCGGAUGCAGCUGCGGAUGCGGAUGCGGAUGCGGAUGCGGAUGCAGAUGCGGCGGGCGGGCGGCGGCACCGCUGGUAACACCUUGCCGGCGCGGCAGCAGUGGUGGCCGACAGGCCGGGGUGACGACUCGACAUGUGCGUGGAAAGGGUCCAGCAAGCGAGGCAGGCAUCUGAAGGACUGUGCAAGAGCUUGGCGAUACAGCGUUGUUGAUUUGUCUGUACAUGCGUCGUGCAUGCUUUAGGUGCUUCCGGCCAGGCGUGCAGCCGGCACCGGCAACAGGAAGAUGGGUUGCAUCGGACGGAACGCAUGCACGUUUGACGUUUGUUUGGACUGAUCGUGUCUUUAUUGCGUGGACAUGUCGCAUGAUGCAAGGGGUGUGCAGGGCGGUGCGGCCACAGUUUUCAAGUAUGAAAACAAAGCAUACUGGCGCAAACCGCGGCUGCUACGUAUUAGUAUUUGUUAAUGCCUAUUGCAUGUAAAUAGGUGGCAGGGAAAAUUGCACCAACGCCACACAGCGCAAGGGGACAUGCUGGCCAGGAGGGGGGGGUUAUGUGCCCGAGCCCAGCGAACAAGUGUGUGGGCCUGUGGGGGAGCGCAGGACUCCAUGUGGCGAAACACUACUGUAGCUUCAGUACGCGUGACUGCUCAUGACGUUAGGCAGGCUCUCAAUGGCUGAAGUUAAAGCUGCAUUGGGCCUCACUGCACGCGGGCUGGGAUGGCGGUUGGCGGUUGGCACUAGCCCCCACCUGACACCGUGACACAGGGGAACCCCUGACCUCCAGUGCGCUUCUUCAAUAUAGUGCUUGGAGCCUUGGAGGUUUGCGUAGACGCGUGCCGAGACAAUUGCACGUAUGUCCACCCGUUCCCGGUCCCGGCGUCCAUGCAUAGACCCUGGUCACUUUAAGCCUGCGUAUAA